Messenger RNA from Anas platyrhynchos (mallard), 3515 nucleotides. RefSeq names its product retina and anterior neural fold homeobox (gene RAX). Gene Ontology annotation, molecular function: RNA polymerase II cis-regulatory region sequence-specific DNA binding; DNA-binding transcription factor activity, RNA polymerase II-specific. Gene Ontology annotation, biological process: positive regulation of transcription by RNA polymerase II. The record is from RefSeq and is a predicted model, not a curated record. Lineage: Eukaryota; Metazoa; Chordata; Aves; Anseriformes; Anatidae.
CGGGGGCAGCGGCGGCGCCGGGGGGGCCGGAGGGGCGGGGGGUCAGCGGGCGGCGGCGGCGGGGCCCUGGGGAUGCCCUGCCUCCCCGCCAGGCCGGAGCGGCGCGGGGCCUCGCCUUCCCUCCGGCCCGCCGCCCCCCGGCACUCCUCCCCCGCCCCAAGGAGGCCAGCCCCGCCGGGCGGCGCCGUGCCAGAGCUGCCCGCGCCGCCCCGGGGCCGGGCGGGAGCGCCGCCGCGCCGGGACCCCGGGCCGGCCGCCCCAUGCACCCGCCCGGCGCCCCGCUCGCCAUGGCCGAGGGCGCCUUCUCGCUGUCGGCUCCGGCGGCGCGCAGCCCCGGGGGGAACCCGUCGAGGCUGCACAGCAUCGAGGCCAUCCUGGGCUUCCCCAAGGAGGACGGCCUCCUCGGCCCCUUCCCGCCCGACGGCGGCGCCGGCAGCGCCAAGGAGGCGGACAAGCGGGGUCCCCGGCACGGCCUCCCCAAGAUGCCCGGGGAGCCGCCGCCGGCCGAGCGCCAGGGCCGCGCCGAGCGCUUCCAAGAGCCGUACUGCCCCGGCAGCGCCAGCCCCGAGCUGCCCGCCGGCGGCGGCGAGGGGAAGCCGUCGGACGAGGAGCAGCCCAAGAAGAAGCACCGGCGGAACCGCACCACCUUCACCACCUACCAGCUCCACGAGCUGGAGCGCGCCUUCGAGAAGUCCCACUACCCCGACGUGUACAGCCGCGAGGAGCUGGCCAUGAAGGUCAACCUGCCCGAGGUCCGCGUGCAGGUGUGGUUUCAGAACAGACGGGCCAAGUGGCGGCGGCAGGAGAAGCUGGAGGUGACCUCUAUGAAGCUUCAGGACUCACCUAUACUCUCCUUCAACCGCUCACCACAGGCGACCCCCAUGGGCCCCCUCAGCAGUAGCCUGCCCCUGGAAACGUGGCUCAGCCCGCCUGUGCCCAGCGGCACGGCCCUGCAGAGCCUGCCUGGCUUUGUGGCCUCUCCGCAGAGCCUGCCUAGCAGCUACACGCCACCGCCCUUCCUGAACUCUCCGGCCGUGACCCAUGCGCUGCAGCCCCUGGGGGCAAUGGGGCCACCGCCGCCUUACCAGUGCGGGGCCACCUUUGUGGACAAGUUCCCCUUGGACGAGGCGGACCCACGCAACACCAGCAUUGCUGCCUUGAGGAUGAAGGCCAAGGAGCACAUCCAGUCCAUUGGCAAACCCUGGCAGACGAUCUGAGCUCCUUCUUCCAGCACCUGGGACAAAAGCACUGGGAAGGCUGGUACCGGGAUGCCCAAGGGAUGCCCUUGACCCACUCUGGCUCCUCUGGACAAGGACCUGACAACGGAGGGCUGUCCCUCACACCACCUUUUUCCCCAUGCCCUGGCUUGCUUUGUAUUUUGUGGUCUUUUUAAUCUCCUUUUCCACAUGCCCUGCGGAGUUAGGGGUCAGAUCAUAGCUUAGGAAAAAAAUCUUUCGUUCUCCCUUCUUGGCUGGAUGCUUUAGUUGCAAUAAAAGCUGAAGUAGGGCGAAGAGCGGCGUAGGGUGGCUGGGAACCAAGGCCUGUGUGAUCUGGGGAGGGUUUUCUGUUUGCACCAUUAAAUGCCACAACUGGUGUGAAGGCUGUGCGUUGUGUGUCUGCACAAGGGGGCUGCCCAGGCCAGGCCCUUCGCUGCCUCUGGCGUGCGGUGGGGAGCCGCAGGCCUGGCCGUGGCCCUUUCCCUCCUUGCAGCCUAGCCUUGCUGGGGGUCUCAUACUGCCCCCUGCCCCUGGCUGUGGUGGCUCCCCUCAGUCACUGCCGGGAGCUCUUGAUGGGGCCAGAGGUGUGGUCCCACGGCGGGCGCACACCCAGCCAGUGGCUCCAUGCUCUGCAAAGAGUGGCCGGGGCCCCACCAGGGCCCAGCUGCAGCGUUCCCACACCCAGCAGGACAGCCCGGGGGCCGGAUGGGAUUUGCUGCCCCCAUCCUGGGCUGCCGGCCCACGCCACCACCUCAGAGAAGGGUCUGGUAGGUCCUGCAGGUCCCUGGCUCCUCAGCCCAGCCGCUGCGUGGGGGCUGACUGGGGCAGCUGGCCUGGCAAGCCUGGGGUGCUGGCAAGGCACUCGGCUGCGCUCACCCCACACUGCACAGCACCCUUCCCGAGCUGCCUAAACUAAAUUUGCGGCAUCUUUAUUUUCCAUUAUCUCCGUUACUGCCCGUAAUGGGGCUGAGAAGCUGUAAUGAAACACCCCUUCUCCUCCACUGGGCACGGGGCGCUCUGCACACUCUGGAGGUUGUGGCAAUUAACGUUUCUCAUUAGGGAAGGGAGAAGGAUGCACAAGCGUCCUCAUUGUGUCCUGGGGAUGAUUCAAUGCAGACUGGGAGACCUCUCCUUUCACCAUUUCCCACUCGUUGUGGCCAGACAAAGGCUGGCUUCUAAUUAUAUUUUCACAAUCUGUGCGUAUCUUUAAGAGUCCUGUCAGAAACAAGUAUGUCAGCUUUGUUCAGCUUCACUUCAGGGAGCUUUUUAACCUCAGACAGCAGUUUCUAAACAUCCCUUCACAGCCUCCUCCACAGCAGCCCCAUCCGUUGUCUGGAGAGCUCCUUUUGCAGAUAAUAAUGAGAAUCCCUUUAUUUUGAAAACGCCUUUCCCUCCCUCUUUGGCCUCUGUGCGCAUCCAGCCUGCCUCUUUGUAUCAGGCCCCAUGCUGUGUCCGGGCUUCCCUUCCCCAGCUGUGCUGGCCUGGGGGGCAUGUAGGUGUGCCCCGCUGCCCCUUUUACAGGUGAGCUUUGUAUCACUGAGGAUGCCCAGAACACGGGGCUUGCAGUAAGGCACAUCUCCUCCGGUGGCUGUGAGGGAAAGAUGUCUCCUCAUGUUUGUGAUGUGCCUGCACACCUGGGCUGCGUCAAAAGCAGACACACAUUAACAGAUGUCUACACAGGCUGCACACACCCUGGUACCCCAGGGACAGGAACAGUCCUGCUUGGUGUUACUCGGCUUAAAACCCUCCUGCACAUGAAUGCAUUUAAUUGUCACCCAAAACCUGUUUCCCGUGCUUGUUGCUCACGAUUAGCAAGCAAAACCCUGAGAUCUCAGUGGUGUUCUCCCACAUUUUGCUGCUAUUACCCUCCCUCCCUGUUGCCUCCCAUUCUCCGAUGUCCUGCAAAGCCACUUGAAAGACCCCCUGACUUUCUGUUCAGCACCGGAAUCAGCACUGACGCUCAGUAACUUAGAGUCAAGCACUAAUAACAGAUAGCAACAGGACAGUAAAGUGAAGACACCUAUUCACUUUUAUCAAGCUUUUGAUCCAAAAUCUGCAAGCAAAAAAUGGUAAUUACGUCAAGCUGUGUCAAUUGUUCUCUUACUCGGAUAUUAAGCAGGUCUUUUUUAUAUUUUGUAAAUGUGAACCCUGCAAUGGAUUAUCUACACACAAAGAUAAGUUGUGUGCUUCAAGGAAAGUGACAAGUUUAUUGCUAAAAAGAAACAUUCUAAUCUGCUAAACAUGAGUGGUCACAGAGAGAUAAAUAUUUUUAAAACCAAUAAAGGGACAGAACUUGCA